This is a messenger RNA of Canariomyces notabilis, 1431 nucleotides long. RefSeq lists its product as uncharacterized. Lineage: Eukaryota; Fungi; Ascomycota; Sordariomycetes; Sordariales; Chaetomiaceae. The transcript has 3 exons. Gene Ontology annotation, cellular component: nucleus. Gene Ontology annotation, molecular function: RNA polymerase II cis-regulatory region sequence-specific DNA binding; DNA-binding transcription activator activity, RNA polymerase II-specific. The record is from RefSeq and is a predicted model, not a curated record. Gene Ontology annotation, biological process: regulation of transcription by RNA polymerase II. Bases 201 to 1004 code for a protein of 267 amino acids.
CACUGCUGUGUAACGAUUCCUUCCUUUCUGGGCCUGGAUUCUUCGACAAACGGAUGGCUUAGGUACUCCAAACAUGCUCCUGCACGAAAUCGUCCGCCCCCUCAUUGCAAACGCUUCCACGCGUUCCACGGAACGAUUUUUCUUCAGAUCUUCCUCUGAACAGAUGACCUACCCCAAACGUGCUACUGCCCAAGAUCGUCAUGGACUAUGAAUGCGGCACCUGCGGUAAGGUCUUCCCUGCUGGUUGGCGAGCUCGGGAGAACCACUGCCGCGCAACCGGCCAUGAGCCGCCCGACUUCGAAUGCGAGAGAUGCCCUCGAUGGUUCCGCAGCUGGCAGGCUUGCUUCCAACAUAUGAGCGCCAAGAACCACUUCGCUCUUGAAUGCCACAUCUGCGAUGAGACCUGGCCGACAGAAGAAGAUCGAACCACUCACGAGAACGAAGACCAUUACUACUGCGCAGACUGCGAUCGCAACUUCCGCAACUACAACAAUCUCAAGAUGCAUCUCCAGUCGCGCAUCCAUAGAGGCGAGCAGAUGGCCUGCCCCUUCUGCAAGAGAUGCUUUACCACCUCAACCGGGGUCGCCCAUCACCUUGAGUCGAGCGCGUGUCCCAAUGCUCCCCACAUCAACCGAGACACGGUUUACCAGGUCAUUCGGUCAAGGGACCCUCACGGCGCCAUCUCAAAGAAGUUGCUUACAUGGCAAGGGUCCGACCAGACACGGUACGAGGCCACUGGCCGGUCCUGGAAUGGAUGUGCCUAUGAAUGCUAUUUCUGUCACCGCGAGUUCGGCAAGUUGCAAAGCCUCACCCAGCACCUGAACUCGCCCGCUCACCAGCAGGAGCUUGAUCACUGUCCAAACAGGGCCUGCAGGAUGGACUUCAAGACCUUGGCCAGCGUGAUCAAUCGCCUAGAGAGCGAAUCGUGCGGAUUCAUGCGCUUCGAGGCCGUCCAGGGGAAAAUGGGGAACGUGCUGCGCGGCGACCGCCUCCUGACGUUCUGACCGCGUGAUGAACCGGUACCGCUCCUUAGCCUGUCUCGGACCCAGACGCGGUAACUAUAUGGGCAGUGUGCUGCCGCUACAUGCCUAGAAUGGCAGUAAGAGGCGCCUGAGAGGAGUCGCUUUGGCGAACAAAUUUGUGGCUUGUUAGGAAUGUGGAGGAAAGGAUACUGAUACCGGACACAUCGGACCUGGGCGAGGGAACGCUCACGAUGUACGUAAACAUACUGGCGUUAGGGCGCAUAUCAGGGCAAGCUUAUUGCCCCACCUCGAUUCUUCCGGUUCUGCCUACGAAAUGCAUCUCGAGUAUCCGUGUUCGGUAUGUGAGUCCUGUCGCUAGCCUUUCUUACUGUCCGAGUCCGCAAUGCUCCAGUGCCGCGGAGAACUCGUUCUCUACUUGUUCCCCUCUCGCCAACAUCUAGCAGCCCGU